GUCCGGACUGCGGAGAGUCGAUGUUUUCCCGGGAUCAAGCCGAUUAGCCGCCGAUCCCCCUCCGGAAGGAGAGGAGCGCGCAGGCAGAGGGGGCGCGCUCGUCCGCGGGUCCCGGCAGUCGCCUGGCAGGCUGGUGGGGAGGCGGCCGGAACGUGGGUGGUUCCCGGGGGCGCUUGUGCCCUUGCUGCGGGCGGCGGGCGGGCUUCAGCGCGGCUCUCCUAGCAUGCCCGGAGACCGGGGAUGAUCUUCUCGGCUGCCCGCCUUGCGCGCCCGUGGUUGCCACGGCCCGGAGCCCGCGCCUUGUGCCGCGCCGCCAUGGAAGUGGCCUUCCGAGGGGUGCGGAAAGUCCUCUGUGUGGCCGAGAAAAACGACGCGGCCAAGGGCAUCGCCGACCUGCUGUCCAACAGUCGCAUGAGGCGGAGGGAAGGACUUUCUAAAUUCAACAAGAUCUAUGAAUUUGAUUAUCACCUGUACGGCCGGAAUGUUACCAUGGUAAUGACUUCGGUUUCUGGACAUUUGCUGGCUCAUGAUUUCCAGAUGCAGUUUCGAAAAUGGCAGAGCUGCAAUCCCCUCGUCCUCUUUGAAGCAGAAAUUGAAAAGUACUGCCCAGAGAAUUUUCUAGACAUUAAGAAAACUCUGGAACGAGAGACGCAGCAGUGCCAGGCUCUGGUGAUCUGGACUGACUGUGAUAGAGAAGGAGAGAAUAUUGGAUUUGAGAUUAUCCAUGUGUGCAAGGCUGUGAAGCCCAGUCUGCCGGUGCUGAGGGCCCGUUUCUCUGAGAUCACCCCACAAGCCAUCAGGCUAGCCUGUGAGAAUCUGACAGAUCCCGACCAGAGAGUGAGUGAUGCUGUAGACGUGAGGCAAGAGCUGGACCUGCGGAUUGGUGCUGCCUUCACAAGGUUCCAGACCCUAAGGCUUCAGAGGAUUUUCCCCGAGGUGUUGGCUGAGCAGCUGAUCAGUUAUGGCAGCUGCCAGUUUCCAACACUGGGCUUUGUGGUGGAGAGGUUCAAAGCCAUUCAGGCUUUUGUGCCAGAAACCUUCCACAGAAUUAAAGUAACUCAUGAGCACAAAGAUGGCAUUGUAGAAUUCAGCUGGAAAAGGCAUCGUCUCUUUAACCACACAGCUUGUCUCGUCCUCUAUCAGCUGUGUAUGGAGGAUCCUAUGGCAACCGUGGUGGGGGUCUGCUCUAAGCCGAAGAGCAAGUGGAGGCCUCAAGCCCUGGACACUGUGGAGCUCGAGAAGCUGGCUUCACGCAAGUUGAGAAUAAAUGCAAAGGAAACCAUGAGGAUUGCCGAGAGGCUCUACACUCAAGGGUACAUCAGCUAUCCCCGAACGGAAACAAACAUUUUCCCCAAAGACCUGAACCUGACAGUGCUGGUGGAGCAGCAGAUCCCGGAUCCACGCUGGGGUGCCUUUGCCCAGAGCAUUCUAGAGCAGGGUGGUCCUACCCCCCGCAACGGAAACAAGUCUGACCAAGCCCACCCUCCCAUUCACCCCACCAAAUGCACCAGUGGCUUGCAGGGAGAUGAGCAACGACUGUAUGAGUUCAUUGUUCGCCAUUUCCUUGCUUGCUGCUCCCAGAAUGCCCAGGGUCAAGAGACUACUGUGGAGAUUGACAUUGCUCAGGAGCGCUUCCUGGCCAAUGGCCUCAUGGUUCUGGCCCGAAACUAUCUGGAUGUGUAUCCAUAUGAUCACUGGAGUGACAAGACCAUCCCUAUCUAUGAGAGAGGCUCCUGCUUCCAGCCCAGUACUGUGGAGAUGGUGGAUGGAGAGACAUGCCCGCCCCAGCUGCUCACCGAAGCUGACCUCAUUUCCCUCAUGGAAAAGCAUGGCAUUGGUACUGAUGCCACCCACGCAGAGCACAUCGAAACAAUCAAAGCCCGGAUGUACGUGGGGCUCACAGCAGACAAGCGGUUUCUCCCGGGGCACCUGGGAAUGGGGCUUGUGGAAGGCUAUGAUUCCAUGGGCCAUGAGAUGUCCAAGCCAGACCUCCGGGCCGAGCUGGAGGCUGAUCUGAAGCUGAUCUGUGAGGGCAAGAAGGACAAAUGUGUGGUUUUAAGGCAGCAAGUCCAGAAAUACAAGCAAGUUUUCAUUGAAGCAGUAGCUAAAGCUAAGAAGUUGGAUGAGGCCUUGUCCCAGUACUUUGGGGAAGGAGCUGAGGUGCCCCAGCAAGAAGAGAUCUACCCUGCCAUGCCGGAGCCCAUCAGGAAGUGUCCUCAGUGCGACAAGGACAUGGUCCUCAAAACCAGAAAGAACGGCGGGUUCUACCUCAGCUGCAUGGGUUUCCCAGAGUGUCGGUCAGCCAUGUGGUUUCCUGACUCCGUCCUGGAAGCCAGCAGAGAUGAGAGUGUGUGUCCAGUCUGUCAACCACAACCUGUUUACAGGUUGAAGCUGAAGUUCAAGCGUGGCAGCAUUCCCCCGACCAUGCCACUGGAGUUAGUUGGCUGCAUCAGCGGGUGUGACGAGACCCUCAGCAAGAUCUUGGACCUGAGAUUUUCUCAAGGGCCGCCUCGAGCUCUCCAGACGGCCAGCCAGCCCUCGGGCCACUUGCAGGCGAGCCAGUCCCUGAACAGAAUAGACGGCAGCCAGCAGGUACAUCCCCAGCCUUCUGGCAACAGACAGACUGGACCCCUGAGGGCUCUGGCCCGGGCCUUCCCACCACCCAUUGCCAUUGCUGAAAGCAACUCUGUGACCUGCAACUGUGGCCACGAGGCCCUGAAGCUCACCGUGCGGAAGGAGGGCCCUAACCAGGGCCGCCAGUUCUACAAGUGCAGCAGGGGCAGCUGCAGCUUCUUCCUGUGGGCUGACGACAGCCCACCAGGCCCAGCUGGGCCUCCGUCCACAGCAAGACACCCUGGCGGCUCUCUGGGAUGUUCUCCGGGUUCAGGAAGCCACCUGGAUGGGCUUGGCAGGCCAGGGGAUGGCAGUGGUGGCACUUCCUGCCUGUGUAGCCAGCCGGCCGUCACAUGGACUGUGCAGAAGGAUGGGCCCAAUAAAGGGCGCCAGUUCCACACCUGCUCCAAGCCCAGAGAGCAGCAAUGCGGCUUCUUCCAGUGGGCCGACAAGAAUGCAGCCCCAGGGACAUUUGGAGCCACACCUUGGCCAGGAGGCAGAGGGAAUACCCAGGGGCCAGAGGUCAGAAGCAAAAGACCCCGGGCCAGUUCCUCUGACACUGGGUCUACAGCAAAGAAACUCCGGAAAUGCAGCCUUUGCCACCAGCCUGGACACACCCGUCCCUUCUGUCCUCAGAACAGAUGAGGGCAGGUUCAGUAGAGUGGGCCCUUCAUCAGCCCUGCCCCCUGUGUCUGAGUUGUCUGACAAGGACUGGGGGCCAAUCACUGACCUGGAAAUUCGAGGAACCUGUUGGCUUGGGGGCCUGGCCCCCCUGGUCUAGGAGUGCAGGGUCCAACCGCUCCCGGGAAGUCUGCUCUGCUGGACAGUGGCCCUCUGCCCAGGCUCAGGAAUGACCUUUGCCCCUGCUGGGAAGUCCUGGACCGGCUACCGUGUGGGCCUUCGACUGUUGGGUUAGCACACAGGGAGAAGCUGGCAGCCAGGGCUUGGGGUAGGUGGCACUCCCAGCUGCAGUGUCCCCUGCUGCCGAAGGAGGGCAGAGGCAGAAGCCUCAGUGAAACAAGCCUCAGGGCCUCUUCCCCUGUGGGCGAGCUCCCAGUGCAGGCUCAGGGCAGCCUAGCCCUACUUUGUCGCCACCUGGAUGGGGCUUCUUCCUGGAUGUCCCAGAAAGGGCAGUGUGAAGCAGGGACAUGGCUCUUGUUCUGAAGUUGUGUCCUCAAAGGAGACGUUAUUCCCUGUUCACCUAGAGGCCAUGGCAGCCAGGGCACCCCACAGUUCAAGUGCCUUAAUAAAGGAUUCUCCUGGUAGCCUGACGGGAGUUGGUGGCAUGUCUGGGGAUGUGCAAGAGCCAUGGGUCCAAACACCAGCCAGUGCUGGAGAGAGCUUCCACCCUCCCCCCCUCCCCCUAAACCAUUUGUCCCUCAGAGCAGAGCAGAUGCCUAGGGCAAGAUUGUUACCUUUCGUCCUCCACACUUCGCAUAGGUUGGCACGCAUCUUAACAUGCUUGCACAAGAACACUGAAUAAAACAUGAUCACAUCGGCCUUAUUUUGUAGUUUGGAAACCAAGGGGCAGUGAGGUGUGCGUUGCCCAGAGUACACUGCUGGCUGGUGAAGAAACUGGAACUGUUGUCGGGUGUUAGACCAGUCAGAACAGUAGCUGGUACCCUCGCUGGGCAUCAAGGUGGAGAAUUUUUAUAGCACAGAUUCUUGGAAUUGCUCGUGGAGCUUCCGGAUCAGCGGAUGUGGGGUGUGGUCCUGCAUUUGUGUUUUAUUUUUUAAUCCCCCCUCCCACCAGCCUCUGGCAACCCCUAAUCUGCUUUCUGGACAUUUGCCUGUUCUGGACAUUUCAUAUAAAUGGAAUCAUAUAUUUGUCCUUUUUUGCCUAGCUUCUUGCACUUGGCAUGUUUUCAAGGUUCAUCCAUGUGAUAGCAUAUAUCAGUGCCUCAUUCCUCUUUAGUAACAUUCAGUUGUGUGCACAUACCACAUUUUGUUUAUCCAUUCAUCUGUUGAUGGACAUUUGAAUUGUUUCCACCUUUUGACUAUUGUGAGCAGUGUUGCUAUGAACAGUCAUGUAUGAAUAUCUGAACACCUGUUUUCAAGUUCUUUUGGGUAUAUACCUAGGAAUGGAAUUGCUGUGUUAUAUGGUGGUGGUAGUUUCCGUCAAGUCAGUUCUGACUCAUGGAGACCCCAUCUGUGCAGAGUAGAACUGCUCCAUAGGGUUUUCACCUUUU
This is a messenger RNA of Trichechus manatus latirostris (Florida manatee), 4802 nucleotides long. It is a transcript of the gene TOP3A, whose product is annotated as DNA topoisomerase III alpha. The record is from RefSeq and is a predicted model, not a curated record. The transcript has 19 exons. Gene Ontology annotation, cellular component: nucleus; chromosome. Gene Ontology annotation, biological process: DNA topological change. The coding region runs from base 241 to 3258 and encodes 1005 amino acids. NCBI's taxonomy places the organism in Eukaryota, Metazoa, Chordata, Mammalia, Sirenia, Trichechidae. Gene Ontology annotation, molecular function: zinc ion binding; DNA binding; DNA topoisomerase type I (single strand cut, ATP-independent) activity.